Molecule: messenger RNA, 1493 nt
Organism: Eutrema salsugineum
Lineage: Eukaryota; Viridiplantae; Streptophyta; Magnoliopsida; Brassicales; Brassicaceae
Product: signal peptide peptidase-like 1
Exons: 4
Coding region: 211-1329 (372 amino acids)
Biological process (GO): membrane protein proteolysis
Cellular component (GO): Golgi-associated vesicle membrane; cytoplasmic side of endoplasmic reticulum membrane; lumenal side of endoplasmic reticulum membrane
Molecular function (GO): aspartic endopeptidase activity, intramembrane cleaving
Source: RefSeq, a predicted model, not a curated record
GUAAAAAAUACAAUAAUUACAACCAAAAUAUGUUUUGGUCCUUUACUGAUAUGGGACAGAGGAUCGAAGCCUCUCUCCCCCGCGUCUGAGACGAAACCUAGAUCCCAAUUCUCUCCACGCGUUCAAGGUUUCUCAGGUUCACAUCUGCUGUAAAGUUACGAGGCUUGGGGGAUAUAUACAUAUAUAACCAGAAGGAACUCUUUUUUAAUCAUGGAGACUCUAUGGAACCUUUUGUAUCUGCUAGAACCUGCUCCAGCUACUCUCAUUGUGACAGCUGUCACGGUGACAUUUGCAUCUGCUUUCCGUGCACUUAACUAUGGGAAAGAGAUGGAGAGAAACCGUGACUUCUCCGAGGCAUCCAUAACACUCGAUAGCUCUCAGGCUUUAAUGAUCCCGGUCAUGAGCUCUUGCAGUUUGCUUCUCAUGUUCUAUUUGUUCUCUUCUGUCUCUCAGCUCCUGACCGCUUUUACAGCCAUUGCCUCUGUCUCGUCUCUCUUCUUCUGGUUAUCACCAUAUGCGUUAUAUAUCAAGUCGCAGCUUGGUCUCUCUGAUCCCUUUGUUUCCCGCUGCUGCUCUAAAUCCUUUACAAGGACGCAAGGGUUGCUGCUUGUGGCUUGCGCCAUGACAGUCGUGGCAUGGCUCGUCUCUGGUCAUUGGGUGUUGAACAAUUUGCUUGGGAUCUCCAUUUGUAUCGCGUUUGUCAGCCAUGUUCGUCUUCCUAAUAUCAAAAUAUGUGCUAUGCUCCUCCUGUGUCUCUUUGUAUAUGACAUAUUCUGGGUUUUCUUCUCUGAGAGAUUCUUUGGUGCUAACGUUAUGGUGGCCGUGGCUACCCAGCAAGCAUCGAACCCGGUUCACACUGUGGCUAACAGUUUGAAUCUUCCUGGACUGCAACUGAUCACAAAGAAACUGGAGCUGCCAGUGAAAAUAGUGUUUCCAAGGAACCUAUUGGGCGGUGUGGUGCCAGGUGUGAGUGCCUCAGACUUCAUGAUGCUUGGUCUUGGUGACAUGGCUAUCCCCGCAAUGCUUUUGGCUUUGGUCCUCUGCUUUGACCAUCGAAAAACAAGAGAUGUGGUGAAUCUUUUUGAUCUGAAAUCUUCCAAGGGACACAAAUACAUAAGGUAUGCACUUCCCGGGUACGCCAUUGGCUUGGUCUCGGCUCUAGCUGCGGGUGUCUUGACCCACUCACCUCAGCCAGCUCUACUUUAUCUGGUACCAUCUACAUUAGGACCUGUGAUCUUCAUGUCAUGGCGGAGAAAGGAUCUUGCGGAGCUGUGGGAAGGAUCAGCAUUAUCUAAUCCCAUUGAGAAGUCUCAUGAAAUAGAGAUCUGAAUUUAUUAAUCAAUCAAGAUAGCUCAGAAACAUAAAACCAAAAACACAAAGUUGUUUAUUAGGAACGAUAUCAGAUCAGGUUUGUAUUCUGAAGUAAAGAAAAAAAAAACAGAAGGGAGAUGUUAUCUUUAGCAGUAAGUAAUUAUAUCUCAUUUAUUGCAUUA